Tachysurus fulvidraco (yellow catfish) is the source of this 3705-nucleotide messenger RNA. RefSeq names its product protein piccolo. Bases 496 to 3021 code for a protein of 841 amino acids. The transcript has 5 exons. Lineage: Eukaryota; Metazoa; Chordata; Actinopteri; Siluriformes; Bagridae. The record is from RefSeq and is a predicted model, not a curated record.
ACCCCUAACCCUAACCCUAUUAUUACAGCUAGCUCCCUAAUUGAAUUUUUCUCCAGCAAUAAUAAUACGUUUUCUUCCACUUUUUCUCAUUCUCUCUCAGCAUAGUGAUAAAGAUAUUUUAUAAAAAAUGUAAAUUCUACAUAUUAAUAGUAAUACAAAAGAAAAACAACAACAACAAUAAUAAUAAUGCUCAGAAAAUGAGAAAAAUGUGUAGCAGUGUAAAAGGGUCAAGUCGACACUAAUAAGUUAGUGUUGUGUAUGACAGAGAAGCUCUGAUGAAGGUUUCAGGUUAAACUCACCUGAACACACCUAGUGGGUGGAGCCAUGAGGAGGAACUGAGUAUGAGUGAGAGAGGACGAGUGAAGCAGGGAGACAUUUUUUCUUACACUUUUUGACCUACAUGAGAUUCAACACUCCGUUCAUCAAUGAGACCAUUAACACACACUGGGAUUUUCUGAACACACACACACACACACACACACACACACACACACCAUGAUGAAGAAAGGUGGUCUGAACUUCCUGAACAGGAGGAACCAGUCUCUGUUCGACACCAACGUCCAGAUGAAAGACAUGGACAAUGUGGAGUUUGAGUUUGACACAGUGAUGAUACCAGACUCAGGUACAGCUAAAGUCCGCUCCAGACCCACUGUCAAACAUUUCAGCACGUUUGGAGACGGAGCUGGAUUUGCUGUUCCAACUCCAACAGUUCCUGUUCUGCCUUCUUUCACUGCACCCCAAAUCAGCCACACAGGUAAGACAGACAGUCUGUCAAAUGGAAGUAUCACCUCAGUGGAUGACUUUGAAGAAGGACAGAUUCUGAUCCCACCUCCUCCCUCCAGUGCACCUCCACCUCCACCUCCCCAGUUCAUCCCCCCAUCACCUGGACAUGUUGCUCCUCCUUCAGCAUUUUUUGGGGAACCGCAUUCACCUGUAGACCUGUCCACUCUAGAACCUCCCUCCAUACCCCCUCCUGAGCCACCUUCACUAGGAACGCCAGAUGUAGACCUGUCCAUGUUAAGGCCUCCACAUAUGGCUCCCCCGAAACCCCCAAAUUAUCAAAUCUCUACAGAUUUACCUGAGGACAUUCCAGAGUGCCCCAAAUUUACCCCUCCAUUGCCCCCAACAGAGAAAUCCCAGUCUCCUACAGCCAAAGUCCAGAAGAUGCCUCCUCCCAAGCCCAUCAGGUUCUCAUACAUCUCCAACUUUGAGUUGCCUGCAUCUGGAUCAACUACACCCUCAGAAAAAACAGCUUCCAGCUUUAACUCCCAAAAUUCAGGCAAACUUUACACUGUACCAAAAACAACAAUUCUCACUGACCAAUCAGAUCAGACACAUUACAUGCUCUUGGAGAACAACUCCAAAACCUCAGUUGGAGAUCAUGCCAAUGGGAAGGCAUCAACAUCUGAGAAGGAAAUGGGUGCACCCCAAAACCUUGUGCCCCCAGUCAAGCCAGUGCGUCGUAACAGUUCAGCCACAAAGCUGGAAGAGAAUCUACAGGAUUUGAAGGAGAACAUGCAGCAAGCAGCAACACCAGUCAGGCUCAAAAACAGCAUGGCUGCAAAAGUAGAGACACCACCAGAUGCUCCAAAUAAGAACCCAGCUCCAGUAGUAGGUUCUCCCACAGCAUUAAGGUCAGCAGCACUGCUAUCAGCUCAAGACAUAAUUCACUUGACACCUGUGGACCCAGCACGAAAAUACAGCCCGUUACUGAACCGUAAACUGCAGAACCUUAAAACCAGUGAACCUUCUGGUGGGAAGGAGGGGGCUACUUCUCCGCUCACCCUGCUGAUGGCAGCUAAGGAACGAGAGAAGCAGAGAACAGUCAUUUCCAGAGAAAACAGCACCAAGAGCAACAGCUCUGUAGAGUCUUCCAAUGGGAGCAGCCAUCAAAACUCGUUCACUGUCACCCCAAGACCUCCAGUGUCCCCAGGAAGUCCCGGUCGCUUCCUGGAGUCCAAACACAACACAGAGAACCUAAAUGUUACUAACUUCACACCUGAACCCUCUGCACACUCCAUCAUCCUUACAAAAAACCCUACAAGCAUUGCAUCUCCAUCUGGGAAGUACAAUGGCACUGACUCCAUCUCCUUCAUCCCUCCUCCACCUGAAUUUGCUAAUUCUGAUCCAGAGGAUGAAGCUCCACCCAGCAUGCCUCCACCUGACCCACCUGCUAAGAGAGUAGAUGUAAUUCCACAAUUAAACUCUGCCACCAUCACAAGUGGCCCAACUAAUCCCCCAAGUAAUAAAUCGUCCAGCACAACCACACCAGUUCAUGGUGCUUCUAGCAUUCAGUUCAAACCAAAACCCCAAGCUCCACCCCCAUCGCUGCCAAAAUUUCAACCCCAGGCUCCACCACCAUCUCAACUGAAAACUCAACCCCAGGCUCCACCCCCAUCGCUGCCAAAAUGUCAACCCCAGGCUCCACCCCCAGCUCCACUGAAAACUCAACCCCAGGCUCCACCCCCAGCUCCACUGAAAACUCAACCCCAGGCUCCAACCCCAGCUCCACUAAAAACUCAACCCCAGGCUCCAUCCCCAUCUCAACUAAAAACUCAACUCCCAGCUCUACUGAAAACUCAACCCCAGGCUCCACCCCCAGCUCCACUAAAAACUCAACCCCAAGCUCCACCCUCAGCUCAACUGAAAACUCAACCCCAGGCUCCACCAUCUGUUACUGCCAGUCAGGCUACACUGCUCAGCAUCCUGCAGAAGAAGAUGCUAGAAAUGGAUCCCAAAUUUGCUCACGCCCAUGAAGCAGAUGCCAGCAGCGAUGACUGGAACUCUCCAACAUUUGACGAGGACGCAGUGCGUGUUCCUUCACUAAACUCCACCCCCAAAACCAAGAGCACCACUGUGUCUUCAAGUCUCAACAUGAAAGAACUUGAGAACAAAGUGAUCAGAAAAACACAAGCAAAAGCCCCAGUCAGCAGUGGUUCUUCAAAGCAGCAGUUUGGGAUGACGUUUAUAGUGAGGCCUGGAACUAAACAACCCAUUACACCCAUGCCCAAAACCGAGUGACCUUCAACACACACACACACACACAGAGCUCUGUAUAAAGAACUUCUAAAGGAAAAUAUGUUACAUUUGAUAUUAAAAGUAAUAUUUAAAGAUAAAGCUACAAGAAAGAAGAACAACAAAAAACCGAGGGGGAAAAACAUCACUGCUGAACACCGCAGCAUGGACUUGUGCAUUGUCAUGGGCUUAUUGUGUAACAUUCUGUAAAUAAACACACACACACAGUCUUUACUUAUUUACAGUGAUAACUGUGUGCUGCUCAUCUUACAGUCAUAAACAACCAUGUCAGGGCUGGAGAUGUGUGUGAACAUGUGGAAGUGUGUGUCAGAGCUCGACAUUAAUAAACACAAUCAGCUGCAUGUUAAAGGCAGUUUAGUGCCCAGAUUGUUAGGGAGUCAGAUUGUACAGCUGUGUGUGUGUGUGAUUAUAUACAUGUAGAAACAUGAAAUAUAAGAGUGUUAUUAAAGUGUAUUAUUAACGUUGUGUGUGUGUGUGUGUGUGUGUGUGUGUGUCAGCACCGUAAUUCAUAUGGAAGUGUUUUCCGCUGAGGACAGAUGAAACUGGAGACAGAACAACAGACUGCUGCAGUGUGCACUUUCAUCACAACAAGGGAAAAAGUUCUCAGCACUUAAAUACCUGUGUAUCUGAACACACAUUUAUUAUAACUAAUAAACCAUCAGACACCUC